This is a messenger RNA of Arvicola amphibius (Eurasian water vole), 2265 nucleotides long. RefSeq names its product nuclear autoantigen Sp-100-like. Gene Ontology annotation, molecular function: DNA binding; DNA-binding transcription factor activity, RNA polymerase II-specific. Gene Ontology annotation, biological process: regulation of transcription by RNA polymerase II. Gene Ontology annotation, cellular component: nucleus. The record is from RefSeq and is a predicted model, not a curated record. Bases 67 to 2265 code for a protein of 732 amino acids. The transcript is spliced from 19 exons. NCBI's taxonomy places the organism in Eukaryota, Metazoa, Chordata, Mammalia, Rodentia, Cricetidae.
UCAGAGCUCACCCUCCCAAGCCCCAAGCAGGAGUUGGGAGACAGAGGUGGCAGCAUCAGCAACAGGAUGUCCACAGAAGAUGAGGACACAGAGAAGAUUCCCUUCAAACCUGUAUUCCUGAGCUUCAAAAGACAUAAAGUGAGGAUUUCACAUGCAAUAGAUAAGCCAUUUCCUUUUCUUGAGGUACUUCGUGACAGCGAUCUCAUCACUGAAAAAAUGUAUGAAGAUUUUAAAGAUUCCUGUACAAACAAGGUUCCUGUACAACAUGUGGUCUACAGAGCCCUAGAAGAACUGGAGAAGAAAUUUAACCUCAAUGUUCUUCUUGUAUUGAUCAGUCUAAGAAAUCUGAGCGUAUACGCUGAUUUGGAACCCAUUUUAGAAGACUUUAAAAAUGUCUUACUACAGAACAAAAUGUGGUCCGAAGAAACUAAUAGAAGGGACCUGAACUCACAACUCCAUCUUGAACAAGGACCUGGUAACAGCUGCUCUCGAGAAAGCCUGACCUCGUCACCCACAGGUCCCUCCUCAUCAAAUGGCUGGAGAAGUAAUGAUGAAGAAAAUACCACCCUCACCCAGGGAAACCAAACUGAGAAUCAUCAAUUCCCCAUCUCCCAGAUUCACAAUGCUGUGGUUUUAUCAGAAGACCUCAAUGAAACAGUAAGGACUAACCACCUGAGAAGAGACACCACUGGCAACGACAUUGAUGAUCUGCAAAGGCCCCAAGCAGCCAUACAGCCAGGCCCAGGUUCUGAGCCGGAGGAGUCCUGUGAACUAGAAGUCCAACUGAGUGACAGAGAUGCAGGCCUGGAGCCUCACAUCCCAUUGCCCUGCAGCAACGAAAGUAACUAUUGUUUCCCUUCCCUGCUUUUUGUUUUUGAGGAAACUCCAUACUGCUUUUUCCUAAUGGCUAUAGGCACAUACACCCCACUCACACAUACAAGGUUCCAUUUCUCCACAACACCAACACUUCCUCUUGUGUUCCUGCUUGUCUUUUUGGUGAUGGCCUUUCUAACUGGUGUGAGAGGGGGCUGUGAGGUCGCCCUCAAUGCUGCUGACCCCAGUUUGAGCUCCAGGGCGCACUUGGUGACAGGAGAGAAGCCACUCCCACAGAUAUUCUCUAACUGCCACCCGCUCUGUGGUUCACAUGUGCUAAGAGCAGAGCUACCCAGCCAUGGAAUCAAAAUUCGCCCUUGUUCUGUGAAUCUGGUAAAUAUAAAGCAAGAAAAUUCUUCAGUUUCCUUGAGCGGUGAACAUCAGAUCCACACAAGGACCGACCACAAUCAGGCCUCUGAGACCUUACCAAAGAUAAUUCUGAUGAUGAAAACAGCUGCUCAGAGGAAUCCACCUCAGCCACCUGCCAGUCAAGUACGUCUCAUACUGACAGCUCGAGCACCAGGAAAAGACAAAGGACAAGUCUCUCAUACCCUUCUCAUACAGGCUGCAGGGUUACCCAACCCCUACCCAUCCUCUCCAUCACAGGCUGGCAGGACUAUCCCUCCCCAGUUACCCUUCAAUUUUGCAAGAUUGAGCCUUCCUACAUACUCAUACAGGCUGCUGUUUGCAUGGAUGAAGGGGUCAUGGGGAGCAGCUGAGGCUUGGCACUUUGAGAGGCCAGGAGAGGUCACUGGUCUGAGAGAUCCCAGACAAAACAAUGUGGAUUUUAGCCGUUCUGAGCUUCCAGUGACCUGUGGUAAUGCUAAGGGGACUCUGUAUGUGGAGAAAUUUGAACGAGGCACCCAUGUGAAGAGUAUACAGAGUGAAACUGGAGAGUGGUUUACUCUCAGGGAGUUUGAAAUCAGAGGAGACCAUGAAAAAUCCAAGAACUGGAAGAAAAGCAUACAAUGCUAUGGAUGGACCCUGGGAAAUUUGAUAGAGGUAUUCUGGGGGCAGAUAGCUUCCAUGUUUCCUGGAUGGCCUUUUCCUGUUCUGUCAUGUAUCUCAGAUGGCCUUUUCCUGUGUCGUUCUCACAAAAAAGCAAAGAACUUUGUUCAUCGUGUAUCAACUAAGCUGCAUCUGAAGCCAUGGAGAAACACCAGAAGGAUGUUGGACACCCAACAGUCACUCCCAUGGGUUCAGGGAAAUAUAUACGCCAACCAGAAGGGAACAAACUCUCCAUUAAAGCAGCCUGCAUUGUGCACAGUGACCCAGCAGCCUGUCAGAUUGGCAGUUGUAGGUGAACCCAGUCCUGGGCAGUGGGGGAGCCUGUUGUGCCUUGGCACCAAUGUUAUUACCAUAUGCAAGAAUAGACAACAAAACCCACUUUAA